CUCCGCCAACCCAGCAGAUGAGCGCGAUGUCUAUGGGUAGCCCACCACCCCCAGGAUCCGCGCCAGGGCAGUACGCGCCUCCCCCAGGUUCCGCGCAAGGGCAGUACGCGCAGCAUGCGCCGCCUCCGCCGUUCUCCGCCGGUCUCCCGACAGGCCCUCCGCCUGUCGGGGCGAUGAUGCCGGGCGCGGGCCUCCGCCUCCCUUCGGCGCUUCCCCCGCUGCUGGCGGGGCGCAGCGACGCGCUUAUCCCAUGCCUACUGGAGCGGCUGCCACGUCAUCCUUUGUGGUCCGCGACACGGGCAACUGCAGCCCUAAAUUCAUCCGAGCAUCGCUGAACCAG
This is a messenger RNA of Closterium sp. NIES-67, 340 nucleotides long. The record is from the annotation of a GenBank genome assembly. NCBI's taxonomy places the organism in Eukaryota, Viridiplantae, Streptophyta, Zygnematophyceae, Desmidiales, Closteriaceae.